UAAAAAACAAGCCAGAUUAGCACUCAUCAUUUUCUCUCUUAUUCUCUUCUGCCUUUCUGCUAAGGAAAAAGCGGAAACAAAUUAAUGGGGAACUGUUUGAGUCUUCAAUCAGGUUCUCCAAGUCCCAAGUUCAAUACUGCCCCAGAUCCCUACAAUCAAUCAGGGAGCAAUCAGUUUUCUGCUGGUCUCAGCAACACAAGAUUAUUGCCGAAUGACAAUUCUACUUCUCUUGGGCAUAGCAGUCACUCUGGAAGAAUCAGCAGGCUUUUGGGGCCAAAUAGUAGUAAUAACUACUCAACAACAGGAAACAAUACUAGUACAUCCCUUUGGGGCUCUGAGAAUAGCUAUGCCUCUAGAGUGAGAGACGAGGAGGAGUUUCCUUAUGGGCAGAUCUUGGAUGCUGCAAACUUGAGAGUGUUUACUUUGGAAGAACUGAGGGCAGCCACAAAAAAUUUUGGAGCUGACACUGUGUUAGGAGAGGGAGGUUUUGGUAGAGUAUACAAGGGUUUGAUUAAGGAUAGAACAGCAUCAAAUAGAGGUGAGAGAUUGACUAUUGCCAUCAAGAAAUUGAAUUCUGAAAGCAGGCAAGGAGUUGCAGAAUGGCAGUCAGAGGUGAAUUUCUUAGGAAGGCUCUCGCAUCCCAACCUUGUCAAGUUGUUAGGAUUCGGGCGAGAGGGCAGUGAGCUGUUCCUGGUGUAUGAAUUCAUGCAUCGUGGCAGCUUGGAUAACCACCUAUUUGGAAGAGGUGCAAGUGUUAGUCCACUUUCCUGGGACACAAGGCUAAAAGUUAUGAUCGGAGCAGCUAGGGGACUAGAUUUCCUUCACUCCUUAGACAAGAAAAUUAUAUACAGAGAUUUUAAGCCCUCAAAUAUACUACUUGACAAGACAUGUACAGCCAAAUUAUCUGACUUUGGCUUGGCCAAAUCUGUUCCUGCUGAAGAUCAUAGUCACGUAUCAACAAAAGUUGUGGGAACAUAUGGCUAUGCUGCUCCCGAGUACAUUGCCACAGGUCAUUUAUACGUGAAAAGUGAUGUAUAUGGAUUUGGGAUUGUUUUGGUGGAGAUGCUGACUGGGAAGCGGAUUGGUGACAUAAUUCGCCUGUGUCAGCAAAAGUCCUUGCGGGAUUGGCUCAAAACAAAUCUACUAAGUCGAGGGAAAAUAAUAAGCACAAUGGAUGCAAAGUUGGAAGGGAAGUAUCCAUGCAAUUUAGCUUUAAAAGUAGCUCAACUGGCUCUCAAAUGCAUCCAAGUAGACCCUAAGGUGAGGCCAUCAAUGAAAGAAGUGGUCGAAACAUUGGAACAUGUUGAAGCAGCCAAUGAGAAACCAGCUGAUAACAGAAAACGGGUUACACAUUCCCGAGUUGUUCGACUACAUGGCAGGCCAGAUGGCGGUUAAUUCAAUUCAACACAUAAACACCAUAUUCCUCAGCAGCUGAUGGAGUGGACUUAAAUAUGUGCUUAUUGUUGAAGGUGCCUCUGCUAGGCCUAGCGGGAUUCAGCUUGAAUAGUGUUUAAUCACUCGAACACAUUCUUUCUAGCACCCUGUAUAUUAUUGGCUGACAUUGAUUAAAAAUAACAAAAUUAUAUGUCAUACUCCAAAUUUAACGAGUUUCACUCAUAGCUAGAGA
Abrus precatorius (Indian licorice) is the source of this 1627-nucleotide messenger RNA. Its product is annotated as probable serine/threonine-protein kinase PIX13. Lineage: Eukaryota; Viridiplantae; Streptophyta; Magnoliopsida; Fabales; Fabaceae. Gene Ontology annotation, biological process: protein phosphorylation. Gene Ontology annotation, molecular function: protein kinase activity; ATP binding. The transcript is spliced from 6 exons. The record is from RefSeq and is a predicted model, not a curated record. Bases 85 to 1395 code for a protein of 436 amino acids.